This is a messenger RNA of Colletotrichum chrysophilum, 678 nucleotides long. RefSeq lists its product as uncharacterized. Gene Ontology annotation, biological process: late endosome to vacuole transport; protein transport; endosome transport via multivesicular body sorting pathway. Gene Ontology annotation, cellular component: ESCRT III complex; multivesicular body. The transcript has 5 exons. The record is from RefSeq and is a predicted model, not a curated record. Lineage: Eukaryota; Fungi; Ascomycota; Sordariomycetes; Glomerellales; Glomerellaceae. Bases 1 to 678 code for a protein of 225 amino acids.
AUGAACAUUCUGGAGUACAUGUUCGGCAAGCGCAUGACGCCCGCGGAGCGUCUGCGCAAGAACCAACGCAUGCUGGACAAGGCUAUCCGCGAGCUGGACCAGAUUCGAGUCAAGCUUGAGAAGCAAGAAAAGCAGUUGAUCACCCAGAUCAAGCAAAGCGCUCAGAAGGGACAGAUGGGUGCUUGCAAGAUCCAGGCGAAGGAUCUUGUCCGCACAAGGAGGUACAUCGAGAAGUUCUAUGGAAUGCGCAGCCAGCUGCAAAAGAUCUCGCUUAGGCUGCAGACCUAUCGCACCAACGAGCAGAUGAUGCAAGCCAUGAAGGGCGCAACCGUGGCCCUGGGCAGCAUGAACCGAUCGAUGAACCUCCCCGCCCUCCAGCGCAUCGCCAUGGAAUUUGAGCGCGAGAACGACAUUAUGGACCAAAGACAGGAGAUGAUGGACGACGCCAUUGAUGAUGCCAUGGACGUCGGCGCCGAGGAGGAGGGCGAGGAGGUUGUGGAGCAAGUUCUGGAAGAGAUCGGGGUUGACUUGACAUCAGCGCUCGGCGAAACACCGUCCGGGAUGCAAACCGCGGCGGUGCCGGAGAGCAGGAUUGCUCAAGCAGUCGGCGGAGGAGGUGGAGGUGCGGAUCCCGGCGACGACGACCUCCAGGCCCGUCUCGACAGCCUCAGGCGGUAG